CUCCUCCUGGGGCUCUUCCUUCCGCUCCCCGCGAGGGGAGGGGGCGUGGCGAUGACCCCGGAAAAGCCAAAGUCGGACCUGGGUGGAGCAGGUGAGGCGGGACCUGGUGGGAUGGCAGCCUGUUUCACAAGCCGGCCUGGCCGACUCCAGCGCCACCUCCUGAGCGGCGAGUUCGACCAGCUGCGGGACUUCCCCAUCUUUGAGAGCAACUUCGUGCAGGUGACCCGGUUAGGAGAAGUCGCCAACAAAGUCACCAUGGGAGUGGCCGCCUCCAGUCCAGCCCUGGAACUCCCUGACCUGUUGCUGCUAGCGGGCCCCACCAAGGAGAACGGACGCCUCCAACUCUUCGGGCUGUUCCCCUUGCAGUUCGUCCAGCUCUUCGUCCACGACGAGUGCCGCCGGCAGCUCAAGGUCAAGUUCCGCACCGGCCGCACCUUCUACCUGCAGCUGCGCGCCCCGCCCGAGACCCGCGACCGCGAGUUCGGCCGCUGGGUGCGCCUCCUGUACCGCCUGCGCUUCCACGCGGCCCAGGGCGCCGUGCCCUUCACGCAGGAGGACCGGGCGCUCGCCGACGGGGAGGAGGAGGAGGAGGAGGAGGAGGAGGAGGACACGGCCCUGGAGGAGGGGGACGAGGUGACGGGUGGGGCCCGGCGGGACUGCGAGCAUGGGUGGAGGUGGUUCCGGGGCGGGGGAGGGGAGGGGUCUGGGGGCCAGGACUCUGGGUCCGAGGGAAGAGGGGUCCGGGGGUCAGAACUCCUGGGUCUGAGGGAGGAGGGGCUGGGGGACUGGGUCCUGGGUCCUCGAAGGGUCUGCACCCUGAGGACACCCCCUUCCCUAGUGCCCAGUGAGUCCAGGACCCCCUCCCCGGCCCCCAAAGUGCAGAAAGCCCCCCAGGUCAAGGCCUCUGAGGGAAGCUGUCUCUCCCCAGACUCCAGCAGAGAUCAGUUAUUCGAGGUAAUAAAGCUCAGCCGAUUAAGAAUCAACACCCAGGUCACUGAGCGGUUUUGCUGUUGUUGCCAGUUCAACAUGGCGGCCUCACUGAAAUAG
Orycteropus afer afer is the source of this 1047-nucleotide messenger RNA. It is a transcript of the gene GARIN5A, whose product is annotated as family with sequence similarity 71 member E1. Gene Ontology annotation, cellular component: nucleus. The transcript has 6 exons. NCBI's taxonomy places the organism in Eukaryota, Metazoa, Chordata, Mammalia, Tubulidentata, Orycteropodidae. The record is from RefSeq and is a predicted model, not a curated record. The annotation marks the transcript as partial.